UACUUGUUUUCUUUCUUCCAAAUCUUGUUUGUUUUUCAAAGGUGUCCAAGGUACAUACAACCACAGAAUCUAACACAGAAUCUAACCAGUGUCUCAGAAUUCUUCCUCCUGGGCCUGUCAGAUGAUCCAGAACUGCAGCCUUUGCUCUGUGUCCUGUUUCUGUCUAUGUACCUGGUCACCAUGUUGGGGAACCUGCUCAUCAUCCUGGCCAUCACCUCUGACCCCCACCUCCACACCCCCAUGUACUUCUUCCUCUCCAACCUCUCCUUGGCUGACAUUGGUUUUGUCUCUACCACAGUCCCCAAGAUGAUUGUGAACAUCCUAACUCAUAGCAGAGUCAUCUCCUAUGGGGGCUGCCUGACACAGAUGUCUUCUUUUAUAUUUUUUGGAUGUAUGGAUGGUAUGCUUCUGUCUAUGAUGUCCUAUGACAGGUUUGUGGCCAUCUGUCACCCACUGCACUACCUGGUCAUCAUGAACCCACACCUCUGUUUCUCUUUAGUUUUGGUGUCUUUUUGUAGCCUUAUGGACUCCCAGGUACACAAUUUGAUUGUGCUACAACUUACCUGCUUCAAAGAUGUAGAAAUUUCCAAUUACUUCUGUGACCCUUCUCUGCUCCUUAAGCUUGCCUGUUCUGACACUUUCACCAAUAAUAUAAUCCUGUAUUUUACUGGUGCCAUUUUUGCUUUUGUCCUUUUCUCAGGGAUCUUUUUCUCUUAUUAUAAAAUUCUUUCCUCCAUUUUGAGAGUCCCAUCAUCAGGUGGGAGGUAUAAAGCAUUCUCCACCUGUGGCUCUCACCUGACAGUUGUUUGCUUAUAUUAUGGAACAGGCCUUGGUGUGUACCUCAGCUCAGCCAUCUCACAGUCUCCCAGGAAGGAUUCACUGGCCUCAGUUAUGUACACUGUGGUCACCCCCAUGCUGAACCCCUUCAUCUACAGCCUGAGGAACCGAGACAUCAAAAGGGCCUUGUGCAGAUUCCUCAACAAAACAGUCUAA
This is a messenger RNA of Capra hircus (goat), 993 nucleotides long. Its product is annotated as olfactory receptor 7E24-like. Gene Ontology annotation, biological process: G protein-coupled receptor signaling pathway. The record is from RefSeq and is a predicted model, not a curated record. Gene Ontology annotation, cellular component: membrane. NCBI's taxonomy places the organism in Eukaryota, Metazoa, Chordata, Mammalia, Artiodactyla, Bovidae. Gene Ontology annotation, molecular function: G protein-coupled receptor activity; olfactory receptor activity.